AUGCCGACGCUACGGCGGCGCAACCCGGAACUGCCCGUGAAGGCACUGGAGGGGAUCGUGUCAGCCAACACCUUCUUCACGGUGGCGGUGUUCAUCGGCAUCACGGGCACCAUCACCCCGUCCUCCACCAUCCCUCCGGCCUGCGUGGCGGGGGACGACAUCGCGCGCAACUUCUUCCUCUUCGAGAUCCUCUCCUUCGGCUUCUACCUCCUGUCCAGCCUCGUGGCGCAGGGGAUGAAGCUGACCAUCACGCUGCUAGCCUCCGACAACUUCUACGGCGACGGCGACGCCCAGAAGCCCGCGCCGUCCGACGACUGCGAGGAGAUGCCGGCGUGGCGCGCCGCGGGGCCACGGGAGCGGCGCCGCGCCGUGCUCAGGUUCGCGCAGCCGAUGAUGCUGCUCGCUGCUGGGUGCUCCAUCAUGGGCACCUUCUUCUUGCUCCUGUCCAUGGUCGACGCCAUCCAGCUCAAGUUCGGCAUCCUCUCCUGCGGCAUCCCGCUCGCCGUCGGCGCCACCUUCGCGCUCUCUGCGCUCGUCGUCGGUGGGCUUCUCUUCUACGGAUCUACCGUCGCCUACGCCCUCACGCAUUACCUGCCCUGA
Messenger RNA from Miscanthus lutarioriparius, 600 nucleotides. Lineage: Eukaryota; Viridiplantae; Streptophyta; Magnoliopsida; Poales; Poaceae. The record is from the annotation of a GenBank genome assembly.